Messenger RNA from Leishmania mexicana MHOM/GT/2001/U1103, 6765 nucleotides. RefSeq names its product putative protein kinase. The coding region runs from base 1 to 6765 and encodes 2254 amino acids. NCBI's taxonomy places the organism in Eukaryota, Euglenozoa, Kinetoplastea, Trypanosomatida, Trypanosomatidae. The transcript has a single exon. Gene Ontology annotation, biological process: intracellular signal transduction; peptidyl-serine phosphorylation. The record is from RefSeq and is a predicted model, not a curated record. Gene Ontology annotation, molecular function: protein serine/threonine kinase activity; ATP binding.
AUGUUGCAGAGCGGUGCCUUGUGCAAGGCACUGUCGUCCCCGGUAAGCCACCCUGAAGCAUCUGAAAAGGCGCCUUCUCGCGGUAGCGCUGUCGACCACUCCGUACCUGCCAGUGCGCCUGUCUUCAUCGACGCCUUUGAAGGCUUGACGACUGCAAAACCCUCGCCACAUCGGGAGGCCCAUAUCAGUAGUAGCAAGAGUCCCAACGAACUUGAACGCAGUAGGGGAUGCUACCAAGGUACUCCACCGUGUGAGCAGGUUUUUUCCACGCCGCCAGUGCGUGAGACGGUCAUUAGUGAGGCGGAGGAGCUCUCUCUCUUGCAUGCACGGCGCGUCUGCCGCUCUGAUGAGCAGCUGGGGACCACGCAGGCAGCCUGCGCAUGGAGGCCUGCGUCGCCUGAAUUCACGGACCCCGUCCCCUUCCUCACCGCCCAGUCACCACUGGAGCCGCUAUGCUCGAGCGAGCCCGCUGCUGCUGGACUCUUGUCACUAAACGCCACUCGAAGAGAGUCUCCUCGAGCUGCCACCACCGACGCUGCCGGUGUUCCCGCGACUUCAGGUGAUCCGUCAAAUAUUACGAUGGAAACCGUGCCAUCACUCACACUCCACAGCGAUAGCAACACUGACCGCGCGCUGCACUCGCGCACCAGCUCACUACUAUAUUACAGUCCGCAUAUCCACUAUGACGGCAACAGCGAGAGGCUCGAGACGGACGCUGCACUGCAUAGCAGUCGCGCGGCGAUCUCGUCCUCUAUUUCAUGCUUUCGCGCGUCCUCCAUGGUAACGCCACGUGGGCUGCCAUCGUACCCGCUUAGCUCUAGCGCCAGACAAUCCAUGGGGCUGAAGAAGCCGCAGGCAGAGUCCCCCCGCGGUGAAGGCAGUCGAAGCUCGUCAUCUACUGGCACGUAUGGCGGGGCUGCUUGUAUCAUCUCUGACGCACUCGCGCUCACCCCGGAAACACCUGAUCACCUUCUGCUGCGUGCAUUGGCCAGUGAGGAGGGUGCUUACGCGCCACCGCCUAGCACCCUCACCACAACGCAGUGCACUAUCCCAUCAAUCACAGCAACCCAAGCGGGGAGGCAAAACGUGAGCACUAGGAGCGGCUUUGUGUCAGGUAUGCCGUCGAUUCGCCUCCCCAUUGCUUAUUCUAUCCCCAUUAGCGACUCGGAACGUAGCUUCGCCAGCAUCCCUGCUCUCGGGUAUGGGCCACGCAGUACGCCCAACGCCUGCUCCUUUACCUCUGCUCGUUCGGGCCGCUCCGCGCGAUCGGGGCGUCACUCUAACCGCUGCACCUCAGCGUUCCGCAACGGCGCACCUACUCUGAAGGAGCUCUUUCCUACUCUGCCCGAUGAACUCUACCUCACGCGCGAUCGGCUGUGCAUCUCGCAGAAUAGCAAGCGGCGACUCGGGUCUGGCGCCUACGGGAUUGUUCAGCAGGCAGAGCUCUACCCGCCGGGUGUCGAAGCACCGCGCAUAUUCACACCGACGUCGGAAAGUGCCACGAGCACGUCGAUCCCCAGCACGCCGUGCUUCUCGCCAGGCAACGGACGCGUCUCCAUUCAUAGCUUCUCAUCCAUCGCCGCUGCUGUUGGAAGCAAUGAGAACGUGGCUGGUGUCAGCAACGGUGGCCACUGUGGAGCUGAGCAGACGGGUAGACCCGCAGCUAUGGCACUGGUUGCCCAAACAAGCGGCAACAUCCACCUUCGGCCAGUGUCCACGUUAAGCAGCGACAGCGUCACCGCGUCGGCGCUGCCACUGCACCAGCAACCGUAUAAUGGGCAGACCGCGUCGUUCUACAACGGUGUUGAUAACAUGGUGCGGUGGAGCAGCGCUGUGGAGUCCGUGAAGGGCCGGCCUUGGGGACAUGCGCUGAGCUUAAACGAUGAUGCGACGCCGAGCAUGGCUACGGCGCAGGGCACCGUGCUGUCGCCGACGUCGUGUUCACAUGAGACACCGGUGUUCGAUGCAGUGAGCACUGCUUCGUCCGAGGGCCAGCACAGCGUCUCACAGCCUCCUUCCCUGGGGAGCUCUCUGCACCACAAAACCACGACGGUGACCCCAAUGGACUUCAACUGCCAGACGCAGAACGACCUUCGACUACCGACGGUGUUAGGGCUACGCUUGGGUCACAGUCCUGACUUGCGUGUGAGCCCGCGGACGUCGCUGCCUGCCUCCUCAGGUCACCUCAGCGGUCGCGACUGCGGCGCCGCCACAGCAGUGGUCGACGCAGGCGGGAGCACGGUGCGCACAGGCGUAUGCGAGGAGGGGCGUGACUGCCUCGCUAGCAUUGUCGAGUCUGUGCGUUCAUCCAGGGACGAGGGGGAGGCAGUCGACGGAGAGACCGAGCCGGGGACACAACACUCCGUCACCUCCCGAACUGGCAGGGACACUUUUGCGUUGCCGCACUCGCCGGUGGCGGGAGGCCGUGGCUACCGCAGCAGCAUGCGUGUAUGGCGUCGCGUCGCAUGCGAGCGUGGGGAUGAGAGUGAGGGAUCGGGGGUGCGCACGUACCCCUCUUGUACCUUUCCAACCACCCGGGAGGGCUCCAUGGGCACCUCAUCGGCCGCCGCUGUAGAGGGAAAGCUAGCGUCCUACUGCGAGAUGGUGGUGCCACCAGCCACUGCGGAUCCAUAUCUGCACUGUUUUCUGUCGCGAACCGCCGAUCUUGUCUCCUCCAAGUUUGUUGACGAGAUCGCGACUGUUGAUCACACGGCGCGGGAAGCAGCAGUGGUGGGAGCCGACCCAAACGACGGGGCGCAGGCGGGGGGUUAUGGCUGUCUGCCAAGCGUACUGCCCCGUGCACUUGAGGAGGGGGAUGAAGGGAGGGAGGAUGAGCCUGCGGCGAUGACGAGUGCGGCACCGAAGAGCGGAGGUCCCGAGGCGCGGCGGCAAAGAGUGCAAGAGAGUCUGGAGAUGAGCAGAUCCUCCUUCCUGGUGAGCAUUAACUACGGUGAGGACGAGCUCACGUACAGCGACGCAGGCGAUGAGACGCUGACGCUGACGACGCAGCAGGUGAUUGAGGGGGCGAUACGUGAGGCCCGAGAACACCAGCACACAAUGGAUCAGACGUCGGAGGAGAUGGAGAAGGCACCGGGGGAAGGGCUUCUCCUUAGACGAAAGGGGGAUGGCAUCGGUUCUGCAGGGUCGGAAGCGCAGAGUGAAACGCGGCCCGAUUCUGAGGCGGCAACCACCACUUCCACCGAUGUCGUGGUGGCGGCAGCAGCAGGAGGGGAGGCGGAGCGGAUAGUGCAGCGCUUUACGCACCUUAGGACAGGUAUCUCAACGCCAGCCUCCACCGCGAUGGCAAAAGGCGCAAACGCCGGGUUUUUCGGCCCUCGCCCACACGUGAGAGGCGGUGUCGGUGCCAAUGAGAUCCUUGGAGAGCAUGUGACCUCCAGCAGCACCUCCAACUCAUGGACUCCAAGCGGUACGCGUGCCACCGGCACUUCCGCCGCCGCGUCGGCGAUGCCCGCAACAUCCACAACGAGGCCCGGCAACCUUGGUGGCGCGCUUGUGUCGGGCGGCACCAACACGGUGCAAUCAUCCUUGGACUUUCCUCGUACUCCGGCCGUUCACCAUGAUACGAACCUCUCGAUCGUCUCCGACACACUUUCCAGCGGCGCGGUGCCGUUCCGCUCGGUCGCCACCAAGGUGAUCGAGAAGAUGGAUCUCACCCACAAUGCCAUGAAGCUGAACGCAUUCCACAACGAGCUGCGCAUGGCAAGUCGGCUCCGCCAUCCGUGUCUGGUGAACAUGUUGGGCGUUGCCGAAGAUGCGAAGCACUUCUACCUUGUCAUGGACCUCGCGGAGAAAGGCAACUUAGCACAGUACCAGGAGCGGUUUGGGGUGGGGGCCACACGCGAGAUGGCGCCGCAAUUCACGGCAGACGUUGUACUUGCCCUUGAGUACCUUCGCGACGGGUCUCAGCACUCUUACUGGGUGACGCCGCCCCCCGAAAGCACAGAUGACAGCUUGCUGCAGGACCACAGGCACUGCACAUCCCGGAUGCUUGAGAUGCAAAGGGUUGCAGACGCGGGGAGCGCCAUGGAACCGCGCGGCUUGCCCGGCUGCACAUCCACCCACUCCCUGCGUCAGCCCACCGAAGGCGCCUCAGCGGCAGCAGUGUCGAAGCGACUGUCGUUGAGUUCUCCGAUCAUUCCUACUCUGCCGUCACAGCAUAGCGGUGCGACCGAUGUCACUGACAGUGUUGAGGCGGAUAUGUGUAGUCGCGCCCUAGCCGUGGGGCUGGUUCCGCGAGAGUCGAUGUCUGAGCCGUCGGAGUUGCCUUCGCGCACCUCUCCCACAGUUUUCGGACAUGAACCCCCUGUGCCUGGUUACACCGCCACUCUCUCACGGCAGCAGGGGGACAACGGCAGGUCCCUCGCGCAGCAGGACAGCAUCAUCGUGCACCGCGACCUCAAGCCUGAAAACCUGCUGCUCACCUGGGACUUUCACGUGAAGCUGGCCGACUUUGGCGAUGCGUGUUUCUACGGCGACGACGAGGCGAACAACUUUGGUGGGACACCAUCCUACAUCUCGCCGGAGGUGUUCGCGCGCUGUAAGGCGAGCCCGUACAGCGACUUGUGGGCCCUGGGUUGUGUGCUGUACGAGCUCCUGGUUGGCGAGCGGCUCCUCUCCGGCUCGCUGGUCGAAGUUGGGACUGCUGUGCAGAAGUUCAGGCCCGAGGCGUUGAUUUUUCCUGACACGCUGACGUCCACGACGGCAGAUUCGUCAACUGCGAAGGAGAAUGGCGCGCGGGAAAGAUGCAGCGGGGGUGGUGCUGGUAUCUCGGACGCUGCAAAGGACUUGGUCAGGCAGCUCCUUCAGCCGGUGCCUGAGGAGCGCCUCGGCUCGGUGGAGCGCGGCGGCUUCGACGCCCUCAAGACACACCCCUUCUUUUCGGACAUAAGUUGGGACAAGGUGCUGCAGACGACGAACAUGACGGCCACUAACACCAACUACUCAGCACAACUGGCCGAGUACCUUGAGCCGACGGAGGCGGUGGUGUACUGCUCCCCGGUGAAGCUGCUGCCGACUCUGGAGGGGAGUAGCUCCAAGGAGCAUUUGGGCAGCAAGGAUGGCAGCACCGACUCUCGGAGUACGCAGAUCGCGCUGGUGAUGGUGCUCACCGAUGCACCUCGGCUGCUGCUCGUGAACCUUGACCUGAACAUGGUGCAAUUCGAGAUUCCAUGGUCGACGGAGCUACGCGUCGGUGUUCUACGCACCGAGCGCUUCACCAUCACUGUCCCCGUCAGCGACGUUCUUAGGUCUCCCUCGACGCCUUUUCCAGAAUCACCGCUGCCGCCGCCGACGACGGCAGAGACGAGCCCGAUGCGCUCGAGCAGCAACGUCAGCGCAGCUACGGCUAACACGAUCACCUACACCUUUUCCGAUUGCACCCGGCGUGCCGACUUAUGGGGUGUUAAGAUCCAUCACCUGCAGUCGAUGUGUUCCACGAAGCUGGAGUCGGGUGGCACGGUUGGGAAGAGCCUGCCACGUCUCUACUUCACCCCAGUGGUCCCCACGGCUGGCGGGGCAUUCCAUUUGCCGCGGUCUGGGGCCUCCUCUGAGCAGCUGCAGCACCAAAAGCGCCGUAACACCCCCACUCUCUCUCCAGGUGCAGGCAGACGCUUCCUGCAAUGGCCGCGCACAACCUCUCGCACCAUACGCACUGGGAGUCUUGUCAGCUUGACAAUUUCGAGCAACGAGCCCAGCGUUGGUGCGCCGCGCGACGUGCAGGCCACUGCAGCGACGGGCACCUGCGCAGCUCUGAGCAGCGAUGCGUGCGAUGGUACAUUGUCGACGCGCAUCACGCCGGUGACACGCACACGUGCCACUUCCUUCUCCCGCCGUGCUUCUGCCUCGCAGUCGUCUGUCUUCACCGUGAGCAGCGCUGCUGCAGCGACACCAGGGACCUCAUCAGUCAUGCUGCACUCAUCUAAUCUGCUACACCCACCGUCGUUCACAGGAGCGGCGCUCCCGUCUCUUCAUCGCCGCUCCGCUACCGUGACCGUGACGACUGCAUCCCCAAACACAGGCGACUCACCAGGUGGCUCUCUGAAUACCUGGAAGGCGAAUGUGGGCAACGGCGAGAGCGUCAGUAGCCUCAAGUCCCCGCUCGAAUUCGACUGCACGCAAAGUGUCGCAUGUGCGCGACUUGCUGUCCCUCCUCCAGUGUGCAGUACCGCCAGCACCUCCGCCAACACCCCUGGAGUCUCUCCUACCAGCACAAGCGCCAUUCCUAUUCGUAGUGAGGACCCACCGCAGUGCGGUGGCAAUGUGAGCGAGGCGCGCUGGAAUGGGUACUUUCUGACGCCCGCCACAUCGAUGUGCGCUUCGACGGGGGCCUUGCAUCCCUUGAGCGCAUCAGCUGCGGCGACUUAUACGUCCGGCUCGGUGCCGGAGAGUGCGCUGGGGUGCAGCGACAGCGUUGGCAACGUCACGCCACACCUGGCGUUCUGCAGCGGGCCCGGAUGUGGGGGUGAAGGCCUUCUGGCCAACAGCUUAGAAGGUACCCACGAGGCGCUGAGCCAAGGCGAAGGCACGCCGGGCCCUUGGAACACACCGACGCAGACUGAUAGCGUCGCAGGCACCCCAGGCGUCUUGCGGUUGCCGAGUGUUUGCCGAGACAACGAAGGAGGAGGCGCAGUUGGAGGCAGCACGCCUAUCGUUCCGUUAGCGGAGAUGACAUCACCUGCGGCAGGUGCGGCCACUAAAUUGCUGAUCAAGAGGUCACAGUCGCGUCAGCAGUAUCAGGGGGCGUAG